Pocillopora verrucosa is the source of this 2289-nucleotide messenger RNA. RefSeq names its product cytochrome P450 3A29. NCBI's taxonomy places the organism in Eukaryota, Metazoa, Cnidaria, Anthozoa, Scleractinia, Pocilloporidae. The record is from RefSeq and is a predicted model, not a curated record. Gene Ontology annotation, molecular function: steroid hydroxylase activity; oxidoreductase activity, acting on paired donors, with incorporation or reduction of molecular oxygen; heme binding.
AUUAAGUCAAAAUUUGUAAUCUUCUGACUAAUUUGCGUUAGAUCGCGGGUUGAAAUCUACCGGCGCUGACGUUUACAGAUCAGGGAGACCUUUGGUUUUAGAGACGAAAUUAUUCGCUUGUGGACGUAGAAUUUUGUUGAUUCACAGGAAGUACAAAGAUGGCGGAUGUUCUGCAAGCAGCGUUUCAAUUUGCCAGCGAUCAUUGGAUUACUCUUUUGGUCGGAUUCUCGAUCAUAUUAUAUUAUUGGCAUUGGGUUUCGUACUACACUGUGUUCACGAAACUUGGAAUCACUGGGCCUACACCUCUUCCACUUUUGGGAAAUACGAGACAAACGCUUCUUAAUCCAAAUUUUGCUCCAAAACUUCAUGUAGAGUGGUGUGCAAAGUAUGGCAGGGUGUUUGGAAUGUAUUUGUUCCGGACGCCUUUUCUAAUGGUAGCUGAUCCUGAAAUGAUCAAAGAGAUCCUCGUUAAAGAAUUUCAAAAAUUCCAUGAUCGAAAGCUCAUCGUAAAUUUUCCAAAGCCUUAUGACAGGAUGUUGACCUUAGUACCUGGUCAGAAGUGGAAAGAUAUCCGUAUUACUCUGACUCCAACCUUCAGUGCUUCUAAGAUGAAGCAGAUGAUGACAUUUAUGAAUGAAUCCGUGGACACGUUUAUUGAUAAGGUGGACAAAAUUUCAGAAACAGGCGAGAUAGUAGAUUUUCAUAAGUGGCUUCAGAGUCUUACCAUGGAGGUAAUCUUGUCAACAGCAUUUGGAGUGAGAGCAGAAACACAAACUACUGAAAAUGAUCCAAUCACUGAACGAGCAAAGAAAGUCAUGACUCCUAAACCUAUCGUUGGGUUAACAUUGCUACUGCCGUUUGGAGACCGGUUACUAAACUAUCUUAAUGAUCCCUUUGAGUUUGACCCAAUCGGGUCCGUAGCAGCUAAUAUCAUAGCUGAGAGGACAACGGAAAAUAGUAACAGGAAAGCCAAACGAAGGGACUUACUCCAAAUGAUGCUGGACGCAAAAGAAGAAACCGGCGGACAAAAAAUUGACAAUGAAGAUAUUCAGGCCCAAAGUCUCGUUUUUCUUAUCGCUGGAUAUGAAACUUCCAGUACCACCCUGGGGUUUGUUUUUUAUCACCUCGCUAUUGAUACGCAUGUGCAAGACAAACUGAGAGAUGAGAUUGACCGUAUGUGGCCUGAGGACGAGGCGUCGCCGUCAUACGAUCUGCUUCAUAGGAUGGAAUACCUUGAGAUGGUCAUUAAUGAAGCACUCAGAAUGUAUCCCCCAGGAUUUGUACUCCAGAGAGACUGCAACGAAACCUGCACUAUCAAAGGUGUCAAAAUUCCACAAGGAAUGCCGAUCAUGGUUCCAUGUUAUGCUGUUCAUCACGACCCAGAGAUUUAUCCAGAUCCCGAAAAGUUUGAUCCAGAGAGGUUCACAGAAGACGAAAAAGCAAAGCGUCAUCCGUAUGCAUUCAUGCCGUUUGGUCACGGCCCCCGCCAAUGUGUCGGCAUGCGAUUUGCUUUGCUGGAAAUUAAGCUGACCCUGGUGAGAUUACUGAGGAAGUAUAAGCUGGAACGGACGGAGAAAACAGCGGUUCCAUUGGAUUACGUUGUUACUUCUACAAUGUCCUGCCCGCAAGGACAAGUAAUGCUGAAAGUUUCACCCAGAGAUUAGAAAACUAAGUGGUGCCUGGACAUCAACCUCAAUUACAUUUACACUGCUUGACAAGUUUAUGUUAGGCUUGGAUAGUUUAGACUGAACUGGCUUUAAUCUGUCUUUUUAAUUACAGUACUUCUUUUGUCAACGUUUUCAUGGAAAAAAUGUAAUGAAAAAGUUCUUAUGAAUUUGUCUUAUUUUGUCUGUUUGUUUUAAUUUCUGUCGAGAUAUCAGGUACCGUUCUCAAAUUUUGUACCCAUGUUAUAGAUAUGGAUCACAGCUCACUGAGCCGUGUAGAGCAUGAUAUAUUUUUAUACACGACUCUUCCAAAACCGAAUCCAUGAAAAACCGAGUCUACGAGCGAGACAGCGAUAUGGUAUUAAAGCCGUGUAAGUAAAAAACAGCAUCAGGCUCGGAAUAUUUCAGUAAGGAAGGCUCAUAAUCGUCUCCAUCCUGCAGCAUUUACGAACAGAAACUAUCAUUGCAAUUGUCUUACUAAUGCGGUCAAUACUCUUACGGUCACCGCAGUGGUUAGAGUGGUCCUGAACGGCUUCGUUGCUCGAGCUCCGAGUAUGAGUACCAAAUUAUCGCUCAGCAUCUGUGUGAGCAAAAAAAUUUAAGAUUGGUCCUACAAUGAUUUAGU